UCUCGUACAAUGUACGAAGAAUGCGCGAGCUUUUCAUUUAUUACAUAACACUUCGCGUUGCACAAUGACGAUUCGUCCUUAAGAUUACGGCACGAAAAAAUGGGGAGAAGCUUUCUCAACGAGUUCGCCGUAUCGGCACGCUCGCGUGAUUCGUAACGUUUGGAAAGUUACUCGAUAUCUUGAUUAUCAUUUUAUGGCCGACGGUAGACUAUCGGUGGACUCCGCACGGCACGUCGAUCGUUCUGAGGUCGGGGCGCGGAAUUGAACGAUUAAUUGAACUAUUAAGAAUGCCGAUCGAUAUUCCUGCGUUCGCCUAUGCCGCCGCGGUGGCCGGCGGUGGGAUAUUAGGUUACGUGAAAUCCAAUUCUAUCCCUUCCCUGGGGGCUGGUCUACUGUUUGGAUCUAUCUUGGGCUACGGGGCUUAUCAGACUUCGCAGGAUCCCACUAAUGUUGCAGUUUUCCUGGGAACCAGUACAGCUCUAGGAGGUCUGAUGGGAUAUCGGUAUUACAAUUCGGGCAAGAUAAUGCCAGCCGGCAUCAUUGCCAUGCUAAGCGCCGUUAUGAUCGUAAGGACAGUCACACGAUACUUCUCGCCACCAUUGAAGACAGAGUGACGAGUUGAUUACUUGAAUGUUAAAAGUACUG
Molecule: messenger RNA, 645 nt
Organism: Dinoponera quadriceps
Lineage: Eukaryota; Metazoa; Arthropoda; Insecta; Hymenoptera; Formicidae
Product: transmembrane protein 14C
Exons: 3
Coding region: 288-614 (108 amino acids)
Biological process (GO): regulation of heme biosynthetic process
Cellular component (GO): mitochondrial membrane
Source: RefSeq, a predicted model, not a curated record